CUCCGAGUUACACAAAUGAGACAACGGAAAGUGGCUCAGUUGAGUUACAAACGCACCCGUUGUUUUACGAAAAAAAGCAACUAAUUUGACCCGACUAAUCUAGCCGCGGCCAUCACCCAGAUGUCAUUUUGACGUACAGCACAUUCGGCCCCCAAUUUGUCAAAUUCUCCGUCGUCAACAUUUCUGUGGUCAACAUUUCCGUACGUCAUGGGAGACGCCGAGAAAGGUAAGAAGAUCUUCGCCAGAUCUUGCGCCCAGUGUCACACAUGCGAAAAGGGCGGGAAGCACAAGCAAGGGCCCAACUUGCACGGCAUCAUAGGGAGGAGGAGCGGCUCGGCUGAAGGUUCCGGCAAAGCAGCCAUAUGGUUAGUAUUUAAGAAAUAGGGGAUGCAUGUUGUCCGAUCUACAAAAAAACACUGGAUGAAGGCGAAGGUAUUCACACAAGGGAUACACUCACAUUUCAGAAACCCAAUAUCGACUAUGGAUAUCCUAUCGACAAACUUAUAAAAAUAUCGAGAAAUGGCAUAUGUGCCUCUCUGUGAGAUUGGGCUUUAUUUUCCUUCGAAAGAGUAUACCCAAACCAUUUGAUGUGACAUGAAGCAGACCAAAACAAGAAAACUGAAAUGAAGAGUCAAUAAAUUGCAAUACCAUAAAGCUCCAUUUUAGCACCAACGUAUAAAAAUAAACUAGCAGUUAAAUUGACGUUGUAAGGAUCAACAUGAUAUCUCCCAACCCCUUCCUACAAGGGUUCUCCUACACGGAUGCUAACAAAAACAAAGGCGUGAUAUGGAGUGAGAGUACGUUGGAUGAAUACCUGACUGAUCCUAAGAAGUACAUACCAGGAACGAAGAUGAUAUUCCCUGGUUUGAAGAAAACGAACGAAAGGCAGGAUUUAAUCGCAUAUUUGAAGUCGUGCAGCUAGGAUAGACAAGAAGAGAGACGUAUUGAUGUAUGGAUAAUUGUUGCAUUUUAUUUUUCCACAUAAAUACAGAUUAGAAAAGUGAUGCAUCCGACUGCCUCAGAAGGAGGGUUAUGUUUUUCGCGAGUGGGUCUCUGCCUAUGGAUCCAAAAAAAUCAAUUGUACGGGCUUAUGAGAUGUAGGAUUCAUUUUAAUAGUGUGAGUGACAUU
Molecule: messenger RNA, 1129 nt
Organism: Acanthoscelides obtectus
Lineage: Eukaryota; Metazoa; Arthropoda; Insecta; Coleoptera; Chrysomelidae
Source: the annotation of a GenBank genome assembly